Molecule: messenger RNA, 2718 nt
Organism: Culex pipiens pallens (northern house mosquito)
Lineage: Eukaryota; Metazoa; Arthropoda; Insecta; Diptera; Culicidae
Gene: AstA-R1
Product: allatostatin-A receptor
Exons: 5
Coding region: 679-1800 (373 amino acids)
Biological process (GO): G protein-coupled receptor signaling pathway
Cellular component (GO): membrane
Molecular function (GO): G protein-coupled receptor activity
Source: RefSeq, a predicted model, not a curated record
GUGGCAGCGUCCGGAUGGUCGGAUGGAUCGGGUUUGUUUGCUCUGUUGAGGAGGUUUCUUUCGGAAAAUCACGUUUCGUCCGUUGGGGCGUGCUAGCUAGUGCGUGAUAUACAGUGAGGCGACAGCUGCCGGACGGAUCAGUAGUCGAUGGGACGUGUCAGCGAGAACAUCUCAAGAAUACCGCCGUUUGAUGGAGAGAGUGUUGUUCUGAAGAGCAAUUAAGCGCCUUUGGUUCCUGGAGGUGGGGGCGUUGUGUGAUGAAGACGAUGUGGGCACAGCUGGAGAGGUUAUUAGGCGGGAGUGCUGUUUGGUGUCGAAUUUACUUCUAGGAUAAUACGAUUAGGAUUGCCGGCUGGUGGCGUUGAGCACCUGAACAAACGGUUCGUUAAUUGUGGUUUCCCUUUCGGAAAGGGAGUGUCCUUUCGUGGCAUCUUGAGGCGGUGGGGUAGGUGUGUCACCUGUUGAAUAUGAAAUAAUGGGCACUUUCACCGGGGGUAUGUGAGAAUCGCGAUAGAGUUGGCACGUUCUGUGUUUUAUGGUGAGGAAAAUUAAAGCCGGAUAGCAAGAUGUGAUUUAUGCCAAACUAAAGUGUUAUUUUAUGUUCGUUCAUGUUUUCCUUUAUGUUCACAAUACGAAGAAGUGAAUAAAAUACUGUUAGCAUACUUAAUACAGUUCAAAAUGGUCAACGACAGCUACAGUUCCUUAGUGAUGGCGUCAACCUUGUCCUCGGUGGCCACCGGUGGCUUUUACAACACCACAGCCAUCCCAACCAACACCACUAUUGUGUCCUCGGGGAUGUCCCAAGAAGAAGAACUUGAAAUCGAAAUGAUCGUUUCACGGAUUGUGCCCAUCUUUUUCGGACUGAUCGGAAUCACCGGUCUGCUCGGUAACGCCCUCGUAGUCCUCGUGGUCGUCUCGAACCCCAUGAUGCGAUCCACCACCAAUCUGCUGAUCAUCAACCUGGCCAUCGCCGACCUGCUGUUCGUGGUGUUCUGCAUCCCGUUCACCGCCACCGAUUACGUGCUCUCGUCGUGGCCCUUUGGAGAACUGUGGUGCAAGAUUGUGCAGUACCUGAUCGUGGUGACGGCCCACGCCAGCAUCUACACGCUGGUGCUUAUGUCACUGGAUCGGUUUCUGGCGGUGGUGCACCCGAUAGCCAGCAUGGUCAUCCGAACCGAGCGGAACACGCUCUGGGCCAUCACGGUGCUGUGGGUGGUGAUCGUGACGACGGCGCUGCCCGUUAUGUUUGCCCAUGGAGUCAAUAAAAACCUGUACCAGGACCGGGAGAUCGCUUCCUGUACCUUCCUGGAGAACGACCAGUUCUCCCGUGCUGCCUUCCACAUUGCGUUCUUCUCCAGCUCCUACCUGGUGCCGCUGGUCCUGAUCAGCGUCCUGUACAUGUGCAUGCUGUCCCGGCUGUGGCGGAGUUCCGUCGGGGGGCGUUCCGCAGAGUCGAAGAAGAGCAAAAAACGGGUCACCCGGCUCGUGGUGGUCGUGGUCGCGGCCUUCGCGUCCCUCUGGUUCCCCAUACAGAUCAUACUGGUGCUAAAGAGUAUGGAAGUCUUUGUACCCGAUACGUACUUCAAGAUUUCGCUCCAAAUCAUCUCUCACGUGCUGGCGUACACGAGCUCCUGCAUCAACCCGCUGCUGUACGCGUUCCUGUCGGAAAACUUUCGGAAAGCGUUUCGAAAGAUCGUGUACUGUGGGCCCGGAAGUCGUCGCCACGGCAGCACCCGCCACAUGCCACUGCCAACGAAAACGACGCGCACCGGCAGCUGCCAGGGGCAGGACAUUUUAUAACCGGAAAUGGAGCAAACGUCCGUCGCAUACUUCUAGGAGGUUCACCAUCAACAUUAUCCAUCAACGUCGUCGUCCAGCCAAUCAUCAUCACCAUCAUCAUAACCAACAUCAUCGGCAGAAACGACCAGCAGCAGCUGUAUAAUCAUCUCCGACCACCAGCCGAAACGGGGCAAUUUGGUUAGGGGUGGUCCCGGCCCGGGAACGAACCCCCGAAUCCGGGACCGUUUUGCCACGGACAUCGCACAACAACACAAAUCACACGGAAUCCAUCGGCGCUUUUAUCGACUGAAACCGCUGGACGUGGACGUCCCAAAGCAUCAUCCCAUUAUCGGAGGACAAAAGUGGACACAAGCGUUUUUGUGGAGUCACAACGAGGACAACAGAGAUUUGAUCGGGGCCGUAAAUGGACAGAGGGCAUCCGGAGCGUCGCAAAUUAUGCCAAGAUUGGAGAGCUGCUUUCGGUCCGGAUCUGGAGCUUCGAGGCACCAUCGGACCAUCUUUCGAGACCCCCGCGGGAGCAGAGCCCACCACCAGAUUAUCCCCAAUUAUGCUCCCUGAGAGUCGAGUUCCCAGGCUGAGUGCUGGACUCGGGGUGUCGGCUGCUGAUGCCGUUGUUCACCGGACUAAUUGCGCCCUGCAGCCAUGGCCAAGAUGCAAUUCUGAAGUGGCCAUUCUAUCUUGGUAUCAAGUACGUUCCUGGGAGUCGCCAGGGCAGUGAUAUCUUGCACACGUCCAGAUAAUUAGGUAAUAAACGAGGGAUGAAAUUGUUCCUACGGGGUAGACUGGGUUGCUGGGAGCAGAUGCGAAGAAUUGGGGGUGAUGCGAUCUUUGAGAGCUGGGAAAACAUAACUUGGUUUGGUAGACAAUUAUGCAAACAGCGGCCUAGAGGUUGAUUUCACAAGACAGGGCAGGUUGAGA